Acanthamoeba castellanii str. Neff is the source of this 1977-nucleotide messenger RNA. RefSeq names its product NAF1 domain containing protein. The record is from RefSeq and is a predicted model, not a curated record. Gene Ontology annotation, cellular component: sno(s)RNA-containing ribonucleoprotein complex. Gene Ontology annotation, molecular function: RNA binding. NCBI's taxonomy places the organism in Eukaryota, Discosea, Longamoebia, Acanthamoebidae. Bases 1 to 1977 code for a protein of 658 amino acids. Gene Ontology annotation, biological process: ribosome biogenesis; box H/ACA snoRNP assembly; pseudouridine synthesis. The transcript is spliced from 4 exons.
AUGGAAGGCGACCCACAGCAGCAGCACACCACCCCGGUGGCAGUCGGGGACCAUUCCGCCGGAGGAGCCAUGGAUCUCGAGGACUCGCCCGCCCCCGUCCCUGCGGCCGUUCUGGAGUCCGCCCCCGUACCCUCCUCCUCCACCGCCGCCGCCGCCACGGGCGCCGUCAUGCUGCUCGACGACCUCCCACCCGCCGCCUUCGCCUUCGCCACGGCCACCACGGCCACGGCUGGUGUCGAGGCUGGUGCCGGUGCCCCCGCUUCCUCCUUCCCCGCCACUCCACUGCCGUCCACCACCACCACCACCACCACGGCGCCGACGACGCCGCUGGGCUCGGCCAUGGAUGAGGAGCCCUUCAUGGGCGCGGCGGCGUCGACCUCCCUCAGCACCGCGGUCAGCAGCACCCCACAGCAGCAGCAGCAGCACGCCCUGGCAGCUGCACCGCCACUCGCAGCGGCGGCGGCGGCCGUGCCCUCCUCGGCAUUCACAUCGGCAGCUGCCGGGCCACCACCGCCUCAGGCGCUGCUGCACGGCGGCGGCGGCGGCCGGGAGGUGAUGGACGAAGAGGAAGAAGACGACGAUGAAGAAGAAGAAGAAGUGGUGAAGGACGACCUGCAGGCGGCGGCCAUGGCGGCCGAGGUGCCCGCGUGGGCGCUCUCCGGGGCGGUGCGUCCGGUGCACCAGCACCCCGACGCGCUCCUGCCCCACGUCGAAGAGGAGGACGACGAGGACGAUGACGACGACUCGGACGACGAAGAGGAGGCGGCCAUCGUGGGAGGCGGCGGCGCGGCCGACGACAACGAGGAGCGCGGCAGCUCGGGCAAGGGCGGCGCACGGCUGCCCUUCGAGGCCAGCGACAUCCCCCGCACCAAGCACGAACUCGCGCCGCAGGCGGUGGAGGAGGAGGUGGUGAUCCCGGCCGAGGCCGCGCUGGAGCUGGCGGGCGCGGUGGAGGGCAUGGUGGAGGGCUUCCUCGUGGUGGCGGCCGACCCCGCGCGGCAGACGCUCGACAUCGACAACGCGCUGUGCUUCGACGACCGCACGCCGCUGGGCCGGGUCCACGAGGUGUUCGGCCCGGUCAAGAAGCCCUACUACGCGGUGCUCAACGCCCACGUCGAGCGGCUCCGGGCGCAGGGCCGCGAGGCCCUCCUGACCCGCGGCACGCCGGUCUACUACGUGCCUCAGGCCUCCUGCUUCGUGCAGCCGACCAUCAUCUACACCCGCGGCUCCGACGCCUCUGGCGAACACGACGAGGAGCCGCCCGAGGACGAGCUGGAGUUCUCCGAUGACGAGCAGGAGGCCCUCCACCGCCGACAGCGGAAGAAGAAGCUGCAGGACAAGCGGCGGCAGGCGCACGCAGAGACGCAGGAAUGGGAGGGCAACGCGGAGAUGGCCCUCCGCACUGGCGCGCCGGCCCACCACACCUCGUCUGCCCCCGCAGGGCGAGGAAGGGGCGAGCGCGGCCGGCGAAGGGCCGCCAACAGGGGCGGCUACGCGGGCGGCGGCUGGUCUCGUGGACCGGCGCCGCCCAUGGCCCAUGGCAUGCCCUACGCUCCCGCGGCAGCGGCGGGCGGUGGUGGCCACCACGCGCCCGGGGAGUACACGCCGCUGCAGCGUCCGUCGCAUUUGGUGGACCACGUCAUGAGCAACCCGGCCUACGGCGCGGCGAGUCACGGGCAGCAGGCCUACUUGCCGCCGCAGCAGCAGCUGCCCUCGCUCGUGCCGUACGGGACGCCCUACGGCCACAUGGCCUACCCCGGGGCACAGCCCAUGCCGAUGCCGAUGCCGAUGCCGAUGCCCGCCGCACCGGGCCAGACCCAGGGCCAGGCGCAGCCCCAGGCCAUGCCGCUGCCGAUGCCCCUCCCGAUGCCGCCGCAGGCCUACCCCGGAGGCCCGCCCAUGUACCCGCCGGGCGCGCAGGCCUCCUGGCAGAACCAGUUCUACGCGUCGCCCCACCACCACAACUCCUCCUCGUGA